This is a messenger RNA of Drechmeria coniospora, 402 nucleotides long. RefSeq lists its product as uncharacterized. The record is from RefSeq and is a predicted model, not a curated record. NCBI's taxonomy places the organism in Eukaryota, Fungi, Ascomycota, Sordariomycetes, Hypocreales, Ophiocordycipitaceae. The coding region runs from base 1 to 402 and encodes 133 amino acids. The transcript is spliced from 2 exons.
AUGCCCGAGCCUGCCGAUGCCAACCAGAUCGAUGCCAAGCGACGCUUCUACUGCCCGAGCCGUGUGCAAGCCUUCUGCAGCGCCUCCAACAUCCGCUCCGGCUGCACCGCCAACGGCGAGUUCCGCUCCAACGCCAUGGACACCUGCCGCGAGUGUAAAUCGAAGGAUAGUAACCGUUUGGAGUAUGGGAAUCGGGACACCGUGCUUAGACGCCGGGAUUUGCUCAUGUUCUGCGUUGUGGAAACCACCUUGGGAAUAUCACCGACUUUAUCUUGCACCAUCAUACUUGAGACUGACCCCCCGCCCAACCCCGUGACCGGCUACGUGGCCCGGCGCGAGAAUAAGUGUCCCACGAGCCACGUCUCAUCCGUUGGUGCCGACUGCACGCGCCGUGCAUCGUAG